AUGAACACCUUCCUUCUCUCUGCACUGUGCCUCCUUGGGGCCUGGGCCGCCCUAGCAGGGGGAGUCACCGUGAAGGGACUCCCUUCUCAGUCCUUCCUCCUACACCUUCCUCUUCAAACUUGGAGAAAGAACAUCAGUGGAGCACCUGGCUCCCGUGUGCUGCAAACACUGUUUGAGUGCCACCGGGGCUGGAGAGGGGGCAGUCCUCGGGGAAGCGGCCAGGAGAUCCUGGAGAGGCUCGAGGCCAUCGCCGAGGAUCCGAGCACGUGUGAGAUCUGUGCCUACGCUGCCUGUGCUGGAUGCUAG
Mesoplodon densirostris (Blainville's beaked whale) is the source of this 306-nucleotide messenger RNA. It is a transcript of the gene GUCA2A, whose product is annotated as guanylate cyclase activator 2A. The coding region runs from base 1 to 306 and encodes 101 amino acids. Gene Ontology annotation, molecular function: guanylate cyclase activator activity. Gene Ontology annotation, cellular component: extracellular region. NCBI's taxonomy places the organism in Eukaryota, Metazoa, Chordata, Mammalia, Artiodactyla, Ziphiidae. The record is from RefSeq and is a predicted model, not a curated record. The transcript is spliced from 4 exons.